UGGUGGGGAGAACCUAAACGACGCUUGCUAUAUAACUGCGGACCUCUGUUGCUAAACGACAGUUCUGGAAUAUCUCUUAGAGAUAGCUGUUCCUCGUAUUUAAGAAAAGUUUUCAUCAUGACUGGCCGUGGAAAGGGAGGAAAGGGAUUGGGAAAAGGAGGAGCGAAGAGACACAGGAAGGUUCUUCGUGAUAAUAUCCAAGGUAUCACGAAACCUGCCAUUCGUCGUCUAGCAAGACGUGGUGGCGUAAAACGAAUCUCGGGUUUGAUCUAUGAAGAAACCCGAGGUGUACUGAAGGUAUUCCUUGAGAACGUAAUUCGUGACGCUGUCACAUAUACUGAACAUGCAAAAAGGAAAACUGUAACCGCAAUGGACGUGGUUUACGCCCUGAAGCGUCAAGGAAGAACGCUCUACGGAUUCGGUGGUUAAAUUUCUACGGAUUCCACCUACUCAGCUUUAUACAAAACGGCUCUUAUAAGAGCCACAAAA
Messenger RNA from Bombus terrestris (buff-tailed bumblebee), 489 nucleotides. RefSeq names its product histone H4. Gene Ontology annotation, cellular component: nucleosome. Gene Ontology annotation, biological process: nucleosome assembly. Lineage: Eukaryota; Metazoa; Arthropoda; Insecta; Hymenoptera; Apidae. Gene Ontology annotation, molecular function: protein heterodimerization activity; structural constituent of chromatin; DNA binding. The transcript has a single exon. The coding region runs from base 118 to 429 and encodes 103 amino acids. The record is from RefSeq and is a predicted model, not a curated record.